Molecule: messenger RNA, 2031 nt
Organism: Paramecium primaurelia
Lineage: Eukaryota; Ciliophora; Oligohymenophorea; Peniculida; Parameciidae
Source: the annotation of a GenBank genome assembly
AUGCUUCAUCUAGAAAUCGAAGUAUAAUCUUUGUAGUUCUUUAUUGAAAAAUAUUCAGAAUAAUGCAAAAUAAUCAUUCUUGAUGGUAAUUUAUAAAUCUUAUUAUUAGUGAAUGAAUCUAAAAUUUUGACGUCUAAAAUAUUGAGUCAAUGUUCUAGUGUUUAAGAUAUUAAUGAAGUUGUUUAGUUUGAUUUUUAUUAUACUGAAAACAGAUAUGUAAAUUAAAUAUAUCUUAUCUAGUUAAAAAUAAUGUUCUAAGAUUGCAAAGUAUGUUAUGGAGAAGCAAUUCUCAAUCUAGGUUUUUAUAUUGAAAAUAAUUUACCAUUGGUUAUUGAUAAAAUUCCUAUUCAUAAUAGAUAUGAUCAAGAAGCUUAUAUUUAAGUAGGAUUGGCAUGGAACUAAUUAAAUUAAAGUGAAUAUAAAAGACUUGGAAACAAUAGAUGGUAAAAAUUAUAUAUCGAAUUUAGUAAAAUUAACUAAGAAAUUAAAAAAAGUGAAGAGUGGCUUAGAUAAAAGAGAGAAUGCUAACAUUCCCCAAUAUAAGAAAGAGGAGAAAAUUUGAUUCAUAAUAGAGAAGACACUUUAAAGAAAUAUUCUGAAUAACAAAACAAUUUUGAAAAUCACUUAAAAUAUUCAGAAAUUGAUAAAUUAAAUGAAGGUGAUGUAAAUACUAAAAGAUAAUAAACUGUAAGAGUUUAAAAACUUAGUAUAUAAUAAUAAAAAUCUAAAGAGGAGAAAUCUGAUAUAGAUGGACCUAUAGGUUAGAGAGAAAAUAAAUUUGUAGUUCCAGGCAAAAAAAGGACAAAAAAUGUAUAAAAUCAUGAAGAAAUAAUGAGAGGUUCAACAAAACCUAAAGCUAAUCCUAAAAAAUUAGAUUAAUUUGAUAAUUUCAAUUCUAGACCAACUUAAAAUGAAUAAGCAUUGUUAUUAUCUUGUAGAUAAUUAGAAAAUGGAGAAUAGGAUGAGAAUUCUUUAUAAAUUUAAAAUCAGAUUUUAUAAUAUAAGAAUAAAUAAAUGAAACAAUAAAAUGAUAAGUUAUAAGAAUAAAUAAAAAAAUCUGAAGCUGCUUUUAAUUUAUUAUCAGAAACAUAUGCUGCACUUUAAUCAGAUUAUAAAAAAAUGUAGAUUUAAAGUUUCAAUAGUAAUUUUAGUAACUCAUUUAUUAAUGAAUUAUAUAAUUUACCUGAUAAACACAGUAAAGAAUUUUAGUAAAUAAAAAAAGAAUCAGAAAUACUUAAAAAAGAAAAUGAAAUACUUCUAAAAGAAAAUGAUAUAUUAAAAAAUGAGAAAGAUUCAUAAUAAUAAAAAUAUAAUCAAGAAAUAUUGAAAUUAAAUGAAGAAUUAAAUAAAAUUAAAAAUAAUUAUAAUGAAUUAUAAAAAGAUAAGAUUUAACUCUAAAACUAUCUUGAAACACAAAAGAAUACAUAAAUUAAUAAAUAAUAUUGUAUUUGUUUUUAAAAGGAAGAUUUUAGUACAAACAGAGAUAAAUUAUAGUAUAAUACAAGUAUUUGUGUAGAAACUAUCUAUUAAGUUAAUGAUGAAAAAGGAAGGGCAUAGACAUGUAAAAAUUAAAUUGAUAAUUUAUUAAAAAAUGAUGGAAAGUAAAAAUAAUAUACAAUUUACCUCUAGAUUAAAUUAAUUUUCACAAUAAGAAUUACAUAAAUUGGUAUAGGAAUAUUCCAAUUAAUUAUAAAUUAUCUAAAAAGAAAAUCAAUAAUUAAGUAAAGAUUAAAUAUAAUAUUAAGUACUUAAUUCCAAGAAAGACUAAAUUAGACUUGAGAGUUAUUAAAAAGAAUUAGAAAUAACUAAAGUAAUUAUAUUUAAUAUUAUUUUAAUUAGAGAAUAGUUAAAUUAAGUGAUCAAAGAUGCAAUUCCCUAGAACAUUAAAUUGUAUAAUUAGAGAAGGCUGUUCUAAAUGGUAAAUAAAAUAUUGCUGAUAUGAUUAAUGCAGUCAUGGAAUGUGGAGGAUAAAAACUAUAUGAUUAAGUGGAAAGAUGUUUAGCAUUUAGAAGAAGUUUAAAAUUAGAAUGA